UCAGUUGCAGUUCGUUGUCCGUCGCGGAAACUUCGUCGUGCGCGGCAGACUUUGCGGUUUUUUUUUUUUGUUAUCGUGAUUGGUUUUGAUUCUAUUGUUGCUGUUGUGUCGUUUUCUAGUGUUUUCCAUUCAUGUGACGUGAUUUUGUGUGAAGAAAGGUGUCGCCGCGAUAACUUUUGCCAAUUUUGCCGGUGAAAAUAGAUAAGAGGUGUUUUUGGUUCGUGUGGAUGUAUUUGUGGGUUUGAUAACGGUUAUCGGAAGGGUGGUUUCCGUGCGGAAACCCAGGAAGAAGAAGCCGUGAUUGGAAAUUGGAAGUGCAUCGUGAUUCGUUAGCGAUUGAUAUCGCUGGGCGUUGCUGUAGCUGGUGGCGUGUGAAGCCUACUUCGAUCAAGGCCUGGCGCUAAUUGAUUCGCCCAUCAGUGAAAGUGCGUGCAAAACCACGUGUUUUAGCCAAUAAAAAGUGAAAAAUUGCAGGGUGGUUGAGGGCCGUUAUUCGGUGUGCAUGGAACCGGUUCGGAAUGAAAUCGUGGCGCGAAGCGCAGCGUGAAGACCGCUGAAAUUGGUUUUCCGGUUGGGUAAGAGAGUGAAUUGUGGAACAGCAAAAUAAAAAAUCGAUUCAAUUUGUGUGCGCAUUGGUGAAGUGGUCGAACGUUCCGGAAGGGUAUAGAUGCCGCCACAGAUUCUGCCGCGCUCCAAGAUGCAGUCCCGCGAGCAUCCCUUUAACCGCUCGACGCGACCUCUGCUGGAACGGCGUGCCAACGGAGGUGCCCAGCCGCAGGUGCUGAGCAGCAAGCAGAUCAACGGGGCCAAGAAGGUCACCCCGCCGUCAACGCGCGGUUUCAACGACUUCAAUCUGAUUCCCCGCCAGUACGAGAACGUCAACACGGGCUACCCGUGCUACCCGUACGGAAGUCCGCCGUCGCCGACAAACCUCAACAACAUUGACUUCCAGUUCUCGGACGUCCGGACGGCACAGCCCUACCGGCCACCGGUGAUUCAGCCAGCGGCCACGGCACGUGCCAACUACUUUGCCGCGGCCAGCACCAACCGGAACAACAGUGACCACGAAGAGGACGACGACGACUACGAUGAGCUCGUCUAUCACCACAAUCAGAUCAACUCCGCGGUCCUCAAACCGGCUCUCCAAAAGCCGGUAGGACCACCUCCUCCAACGAGCUCGAUCCGGCGGCGCCUAAUGGACGCCGCGUGUCCACCGGUACCGCCCCAGCGGAUCAUUCCGGUGGAGACGCCGCCGCCUCCGCCCCGCGGGGACACCCCCGAAAACGAUGGGCCCUUUGUGUUUGGCGUGCACCACCCGAACACCUUCACGCCGGCCUACAAUAGCAGCAAGGCAGGUGGCGGCACCAGCUCGGCAGACUCAUCCGUCCAGAACACCAGUGAUAUUAGCUCUAGGAAUACGUCGUCCAGCGAAAAGGAGAGGAGGGCGCUGGUCAAGGAGAAGAAAAACUCGAAACGAACCAAAAAAGACAAAAAGGACAAGUCCAAGUCCAAGGAGAGGAAAAACAAGGAAAAACAGGAGCAGCUCACCCCGUCCAAAGAUGUCGCCCCGAAUGUCAAGUGCGUGCUGGUGGGGGACGGCGCCGUCGGCAAGACGAACCUCAUCGUGUCCUACAUCCAGGAUCGGUUCACUCCGGAGUACGUUCCGACGGCCUUCGACAAGUACAAUGUGGACGUCAGCGUGGACGGACGGCCGAUCUGCGUGACGCUGUGCGACACCGCCGGCCAGGACGCGCUCGACCCGCUUCGGCAGCUGUGCUACCCCGACUCGGACGUGUUCCUGCUGUGCUUCUCCGUCGUCCAGCCGGAGUCGUUCCGGUCGGUGGCGGCCAAGUGGGAGCCGGAAAUCGCCAAACUGCGCCGCGCCGCCCUGCUGCUGGUGGGGACCCAGUCCGACCUGCGGACUGACCGGGCCACCGUGCUGAAGCUGCAGAAUGAAGGGGAGAAACCAGUUCCGGUGUCGGCGGCGUGGGAUUUUGCACGCAAAAUUGGAGCCAAAUACAUCGAGACUUCCUCGCACAAGAAGGAACGGAUCAAGGAAGUGUUCGACACCGCCAUCUGGGACGUCCUGCAGGCGCGUGAAUUCAACCGGAAGCGACCCCUCUGGAAGCGGAUGCUGUGCCUGACCUGUGCGGAUGGCGAUUAGGGGUGGAGCAGGGUGGGAAAUAUCACAUCACAAAAGUACAUCACGAUUACGAGACUGGAUAAGAUUUUUUUUUGUUUUUUUUUAUGUUUCCGUGUAUUGGAGGAGAAUGUUUAUUUUGUUUUUUGCUCACCGGAAAAACGGUUCCGUUUGUAAUGUUGACAACUUUUUUGUAUUAUUUAGCACGUAACUAGCUUAACUUAUUACCAAGUGACAAUACCGCAAUGCUCAUGGUACGACCCCGGGUCAUAGACUAACCUUCCAAGACUGGCAUCACUGCUGUCAAACUGACAGCUGCCAUAACGGCGUCCGGAAAAGUUUUGAAGAAAUGGUUUAUGAACGAAAUUUUGUACAGUGUAUAGAGUGAAACCGAGUUGAGCUCGGUUGAACGCAAAAUUUACUUCCAUCGAAUAUUUAGGAUCUUUUUGAAACACACCAAUUAAGGCGUAGCGAAGGUUGAAACGAUUACAAGAGUCUUCCUCAUUCAAUGAAAACAACAAACUGUCAAACUUUAGCGACGGUUUCAAUAUUGUGUAAUGAUAAACUUAAAAUAUCACAAUUGUAACGACAAACCUGAUUAUAUAGCUAGAGAUUGUUUAAGAAAAAAAUAUAUAUUUGUACAUUCCAGCUUCAAACUUUAAAAGAAACAAACAAAACAAGGUUCAAUCUUGCCCCCGUCUAUAAUAGUUUAUUAUAGUUCGAAAACAGAAGAGACGACUGACAAUAUAUCGAAAAAGUGCAUGAAUCACCCCU
Culex quinquefasciatus (southern house mosquito) is the source of this 2914-nucleotide messenger RNA. RefSeq lists its product as uncharacterized. Gene Ontology annotation, molecular function: GTP binding; GTPase activity. The record is from RefSeq and is a predicted model, not a curated record. The transcript is spliced from 7 exons. Bases 668 to 2164 code for a protein of 498 amino acids. Gene Ontology annotation, biological process: small GTPase-mediated signal transduction. Lineage: Eukaryota; Metazoa; Arthropoda; Insecta; Diptera; Culicidae.